UAAGUAGACAUUUAAAAUGGCUAAGGCAAGGGUUAAGGUUAGGGCAAGAGUAGGGGGUUAAGAUUGGGGUUGUCGCUAGGUACAGCCCAAUGAUUCCGGGUAGCACUGACUGUGUCAGGAAUCCAUGUGCAACGUUGCGAUUUUCUCUCGUGCAUUGACGUUUGAAGCGCGUAGUUACCGUGAGAAAUAGCCCAAUAGGCUGAAGUCUCCAAUAUGUCGCCAAUAUGUGUUAUUCAUGAGACAGAGGAGGCACGUGGUGUGUGGGUGUUGGAGAGCUUCGGGAAAUGGUCGACCACUGAAUUUGACUGUUUCGAAGUGAAACCAUUUCGCCGUUGCUCCAGGCUCAUUCCUCAGAGAUGGAUCAUCACAGUGGUUCAGGGCUGACUCACUCCGCGCUUGAGUUAUAAGCCUCCAGAACACACGGAAGAAAACCAGUAGAGUAAAGUUUUGGGAGAGUAACAGAUAACGAUGAACGACAAAAACAUUUUUUCCCUAAAUAAUGUUUAAUAAGUAUAUAUUUUUUAUAAGUAAUUAAGACAAGAGCGUCCUGCAAAGUGUGUUACGGACCUCAUAUUUGCUUGAUUUUCGUAACGGUUACAGCAGUUUUUCCUGCAUAGAAGUUUUGCGAAAUGGGUUUCCUUCUGCAGCUGACGGUGCUCAUGGUGCUAGUGCUGUGCGUAAUGACCGGAGUGAUGGACAGAAGGAUGGAGGCGACUGAAGCAACGGCAUACCUGAAGAAGUAUGGCUAUCUGCACACUCCGCUGGAUCCUCAGAACAUGGGCAUCCAGACAGACAAUAUCAUUGAGGCCCUCAGGGUCUUCCAGAGAGUGACAGGCCUGCCUGUCAAUGGAGUGAUUGACAAGGCCACCCUAGAGAUGAUGAGACAGCCUCGCUGUGGCAUAGAGGACACCUUCAACCAGAAAACCCUAAAAUACAGACUGCUGGGUUACUGGCGCAAGAGAAACCUGACCUGGCGAAUCUACAACUACACUCCAGACAUGCCAAAGAGUGAGACAAAGAGGGCGAUCCGCUCUGCCUUUAAGUACUGGAGCGACGUGGCUCCCCUGAGCUUCCGCGAGGUUGAGUAUGGACGAGCUGACAUCAGGAUCUCAUUCCAUGCGAAAGAUGCCACUUGUGCCGUGCCUUUUGAUGGACGGGGUCAUGUGCUGGCCCAUGCUGAACCCCCAGAGUCAGGCAUUGUUCAUUUUGACGAGGAUGAGUUUUGGACAGAGGGCAAGUUCUAUGGCAUUAACCUGCGUAUCAUCGCUGCCCAUGAGAUAGGCCAUGCCUUGGGCUUGGGCCACUCCCAGUACAGAAGUGCUCUCAUGGCCCCUCUCUACACCGGGUACCGUAACAACUUCCGUCUGCAUUUCGAUGACGUGAAAGGCAUCCAGGCUAUAUAUGGUAAACGUGAUACAAGUGUUACAAUUGAGCCCACGGUGGCACUCCCCACAUACAGCCCCCCUGGUGCUGAGGGAGACAUCCCAGACCCCUGCACUGCCAAGCUGGAUGCCAUCAUGCUGGGUCCUUGGAGGAAGACAUUUGCCUUCAGUGGUGAUUAUGUGUGGACGGUGUCUGACAUGGGACACAAUGCACCCAUGAAGAUCAACCGGCUGUGGACGGGACUACCCGGGAACCUGAACGCAGCCGUUUACUCUCAGAGAACAAACAAGACAUACUUUUUUAAAGGUGAUAAAGUGUGGAGAUACACCAGUUUUCUCCUGGACUACGGGUACCCCAAAGAGCUCAAACGCCUCCCACCUAAUAUUGAUGCCGCUUUGUACUUAGAGAAGAAUAAGAAGCUAGUCUUUUUCAAGGGUACAGGGUACUGGCAGUGGGAUGAGCUGCGCCACAGUAACCUCAACGUGUACCCCAAACCCCUCUCUAAUCUGUUCACUGGGGUGCCCUCCAACCCUGAUGCUGCCUUUACCUGGACCAACGGAAACAUCUUCUUCUUCAAGGGAGACAAGUACUGGCGUGUGAACAGUCUACUGAGUGUAGACAAAGGCUACCCGCUCAGCAUGAGUGAACGCUGGAUGCGCUGCUAGGAGCUAGACACUAGAGGGCAGCAGACACCAUUAACCUCAAUACGCUCCUGGUGAGAUGUGUUCACAAUUAACCGUUCAGGGAACCACACAACAACAACCGCUCUGUGAUCACAUUGUGUUCACAUUGUGAAACCAAUAUAAUAACAUAUUUCCAUGUACCAGUACAUGUUAUCAGUCAAGGUACAUUAAACUGAAAUGUUAUGUCAAACGAAUUCUUCGAAACGUGAGAUAGAAUCUUUAUUAACGUAAGUAGUGGCAAAGCCAUUUGAAGUAAGACUACGUGCUUAUAUAAGGUUGAGUAUUGAGUGUCAUCGUUAUGGCCUACUAGUUCUCUGUUUCCAUGUAACACAGACAGGACCUCAGCCCAAACGUGUUAGACUAAGUUCUGAGGGAGUGUGUGGAGAGGCUGUUUGUUAUGCUCUCUGGGGGGCUUCCAGGGGGGCCCUUCCUAUCCCUCACAACAGAUGUGGAUGGAAUUAUUCAGUUGUUGUUUGCCCUCUUUUCAGUAUGUGUACUGAUUUCAAUGGUGUUCACCCAGCACUUUGAAACUUCUUGUUUUCUUUUGACGUUUGGCUUGUGGACGGGUCUGAAAAAGUAUUUGUGAGUUUCUUGUCGCCAUGUUAUGCGUUUCUAGGGCUAGAGUAUGGAUAUUUUAUCACUUCCCACAUAAAGGGAAGCCGAAUAUCAUUGGUGUUGCGUCAGACUUCCAAGGUCAACACCAGCUUUCACAUCAUGAUGUCUACAUUUUAUAACUGGCUUAUAAUUGUGUACUGAUGUUUCUGUUGAACCUCAUGUUUAUUGAUGUUUUUAUAGUCAUGUGACUCCUACAAGCUAAAGGGAAUUCACAUUUCAUAGUGUGUACCAUUUGGAAAUGUUUAUAUAUGUGUGCAGUGAUUUUUUUGUUGUUGCUGUUAAUUCAUCCCAAGAUGUAGUUGUACAAAUGAGUAAUGACAGUCAACAAUAAAACCAUUUCAACAGUC
Molecule: messenger RNA, 3028 nt
Organism: Salmo salar (Atlantic salmon)
Lineage: Eukaryota; Metazoa; Chordata; Actinopteri; Salmoniformes; Salmonidae
Product: matrix metalloproteinase-19
Biological process (GO): proteolysis; collagen catabolic process; extracellular matrix organization
Cellular component (GO): extracellular matrix
Molecular function (GO): metalloendopeptidase activity; zinc ion binding
Source: RefSeq, a predicted model, not a curated record